This is a messenger RNA of Mya arenaria, 2337 nucleotides long. Its product is annotated as T-complex protein 1 subunit theta-like. Gene Ontology annotation, molecular function: ATP binding; ATP-dependent protein folding chaperone; ATP hydrolysis activity. Gene Ontology annotation, biological process: protein folding. The record is from RefSeq and is a predicted model, not a curated record. The transcript is spliced from 14 exons. Lineage: Eukaryota; Metazoa; Mollusca; Bivalvia; Myida; Myidae. The coding region runs from base 29 to 1666 and encodes 545 amino acids. Gene Ontology annotation, cellular component: chaperonin-containing T-complex.
CGAGCACAGCUGCACAACAUAUCCGAACAUGGCGAUGCACGUUCCAAAAGCUCCGGGCUUUGCCCAAAUGUUAAAGGAUGGAGCUAAGCACUUUUCUGGUUUGGAAGAAGCAGUGUACAAGAAUAUUGAUGCUUGUAAAGAGCUUUCAAGGACAACCAGAUCUUCCUUCGGACCACAUGGUCAAAACAAGAUGGUCAUUAACCACAUUGAGAAGCUGUUUGUCACAAACGAUGCAGCAACCAUCUUACAAGAGCUUGAGGUCCAACAUCCAGCAGCCAAGAUGCUUGUUCUCGCUACUCACCAGCAAGAACAGGAAGUAGGGGACGGAACCAACUUUGUCCUCGUGUUUGCUGGCGCCCUUCUGGAACAGGCAGAGUUCCUGUUGAGAAUGGGCUUAUCAGUGACAGAGGUUACAGAAGGCUAUGAACUGGCAUUGAAAAAGGCCCUAGAAAUUCUUCCAGACCUGGCAUGUGAGAAUCAGAAAGAACUGCGCGAGCAAAAGGCGGUCACGCGCGCCAUCCGCACCUCGGUUAUGAGCAAGCAGUACGGACACGAGGAUUUCCUCGCUAAACUCAUCGCUGAUGCCUGUGUCUCAGUUAUGGCGCAGAAAUCAACGUUCAAUGUGGACAGUAUUCGUGUCUCCAAAAUCUUGGGAGCUGGUGUCCUCCAAUCAUCACUUGUCCAGGGUAUGGUGUUCCGAAGAGCCGUGGAAGGGGAGGUCACAAAGAUGUCCAAGGCAAAGAUCGUCGUCUACUCCUGUCCCCUUGAUAUUAUGCAGACAGAGACAAAGGGAACAGUAUUAAUCAAGAACGCAGAAGAGCUGAUUAAUUUCAGCCAAGGAGAGGAGAACUUUGUCGAACAACAAAUCAAGGCGAUAUCUGACACAGGAUGUAAGGUGAUCGUGUCUGGAGGGAAGGUUGGCGAGAUGGCGACCCACUUCUGUAACAAGUACGGCGUCCUCGUACUGCGUCUCAUGUCCAAGUGGGACCUGCGUAGGCUGUGCAAGGCUGUCGGAGCUACGCCCCUUCCAAGAGUGACUGCACCCACUGUGGAAGAGUCUGGAUACUGUGAUAAUGUGUACUUGGACGAAAUUGGUGACACCCCCGUCAUCGUCUUUAGACAAGAUAAGGCAGAGUCUGCCAUCACCACCAUUGUAAUCCGAGGGUCCACAGACAACAUCAUGGACGACAUGGAGAGAGCCGUAAAUGACGGUGUUAACACGUACAAGGCACUUACCCGUGACGUUCGCAUGGUACCCGGUGCAGGGGCUACAGAGAUUGAAGUAGCAAAGCAGAUCACCACCCUCGGAGAAAGCACGCCUGGACUUGAGCAGUAUGCGAUUAAGAAAUUCGCUGAAGCCCUGGAAGUGGUGCCGAGGACGAUCGCUGAGAAUGCUGGUGUUAAGGCGACAGAAGUAUUGUCCCUGUUAUAUGCGGCCCAUCAGGAGGGUAAGAAGAACGUUGGUGUUGACAUCGAGGCCGUGGGAGCUGGAGUGUGUGAUGCUGCCGAUAAAGGAAUUCUAGAUCUCUACCUCGCCAAGUACUGGGGACUCAAGUUUGCUACUGCUGCUGCUUGCACAGUGCUUAGAGUGGAUCAGAUCAUUAUGGCCAAGAUGGCUGGUGGCCCAAAACCCAAGGCUGGCGGAGCAAGAGACGAUGACGAUUAGUGAGUGAACAAGACCAUGGACAUUAUAGGUCCCUUCGUCUCCCUUAGAAAACAGCUUUCUUGCACUCAGCCAAUGAGCUAGCAAUAAAUUAAAUUAAACGUAUUGCAGUAUGCCUUUGUAAGUUUUUGGCAAGAUGUCUAAUUGAUGUAUUAUGCCACUAAGUGUGCUUUAAAUGAACAAAUGUUUCCAUUUUAUUGAAUUGUCUUAUUUAUUAUGGAGAUUAAUUUUAAGAAAAUAUGUUUGUUAACAACGUUAAAUGAUAUGUGCUCAUUUUCAUUGAUUUGAUUACCAAUUUGCUUAGGAGACUGUUGUAUUCAAAUAGACUCCAGCUUAUUGUGACAUUUUACUCAAAACCAUAUGUCAAAUCAUGUCUUUAUUCUCUUUUUUAAGUCUUCAUUACUAUGUUGAAUGAAAUAUAUAAAAGUAAAAAAAAUCCAAAAAAAAAUCAUGAAGACCUGAAUGUGUUCUGAUAUACGUGUUGAAAUUUCUGGAAAAGCACCAUGUCUCAUUAACAGAACUGAUGUUUGUGUUACACAUAAUUUGUGUACAUAAUGCAUUUUUGCAUUGUCUUGAGUUUUCAUUUUGCAUUAAUUUAUAGCUUUUUAUAUAAAAAAAACCUCAAAAGUGUUUCUAACACCAUUGUGAAUGAAUAAUAAAAUAUUUGAAAUCCA